AUGAGCGAUCUUGAUAGGGCGAUCGCCCAACUACGCGCCUGUCGCUUGAUACCCGAAACCCAGGUCCGCGAACUCUGCUACAAGGCGCGAGAGCUCCUCAUAGAAGAAGGAAAUGUCGUCUGUGUAGAUGCGCCAGUCACGAUCUGUGGUGAUAUCCAUGGUCAGUUUCACGAUUUGAUGGAGCUCUUCCGAGUCGGAGGAGAUGUCCCCGACACCAACUACCUCUUCAUGGGCGACUUUGUCGAUCGCGGAUUCUAUUCCCUUGAGUCAUUUUUACUACUUCUCUGCCUCAAAGUGCGCUAUCCAGACCGUAUCACCCUCAUCCGUGGAAAUCACGAAUCGCGCCAAAUCACAACGGUCUAUGGGUUCUAUGACGAGUGUAUUCGGAAAUACGGCAGCGCCAACGUAUGGCGUUAUUGCUGUGAAGUCUUUGACUAUUUGGCGCUAGGCGCCCUUGUUCUUGGAACAAGCUCGGAACUUGAACCGACAGGACCCGUUAUGAACGAUUCUACUCAAACCGGAGCAGUCCUCUGCGUUCACGGCGGUCUCUCUCCUCUAAUCGACACAGUCGACAAGAUCCGUCUAAUCGACAGAAAACAAGAAGUUCCUCACGAAGGCGCCAUGUGCGACCUGUUAUGGUCGGACCCUGAUGAAAUUGACGGCUGGGGAUUGAGCCCGCGCGGUGCCGGAUUUCUGUUCGGCGGGGACAUCGUGAAGCAGUUCAACUACAGAAACGACCUAUCCCUGAUUGCGCGCGCCCAUCAGCUUGUGAUGGAGGGCUAUAAGGAGAUGUUCGACGGCGGGAUCGUCACUGUCUGGUCAGCCCCCAACUACUGCUACCGAUGUGGAAACGUGGCAUCCAUUCUGGAACUCGGCGAAGACACAAGCAACGGUGGUACGGUGACUAGAAGUAAUGGUGACUACGGACGGAGCAACGGCAUUAUGACAGUCGACAGGCCAGGUGUGAGGAGUCCCGGAAGAAGGUACAGGGUUUUUGAAGCCGCUGCGCAGGAUACAAGGGGCAUGCCCGCUAAAAAGCCUGUUGCAGAUUAUUUCCUGUGA
Messenger RNA from Aspergillus oryzae RIB40, 1062 nucleotides. RefSeq names its product serine/threonine-protein phosphatase. Gene Ontology annotation, cellular component: nucleus; cytoplasm. NCBI's taxonomy places the organism in Eukaryota, Fungi, Ascomycota, Eurotiomycetes, Eurotiales, Aspergillaceae. The record is from RefSeq and is a predicted model, not a curated record. Gene Ontology annotation, molecular function: protein serine/threonine phosphatase activity. The transcript is spliced from 4 exons. The coding region runs from base 1 to 1062 and encodes 353 amino acids. Gene Ontology annotation, biological process: peptidyl-serine dephosphorylation; double-strand break repair via homologous recombination.